Messenger RNA from Poecilia reticulata (guppy), 1901 nucleotides. RefSeq lists its product as uncharacterized. The record is from RefSeq and is a predicted model, not a curated record. Lineage: Eukaryota; Metazoa; Chordata; Actinopteri; Cyprinodontiformes; Poeciliidae.
AAUCGAGCUCCCAUGUGUAGGAGGAGUCGACUUGGUUUUCUUUUGACGCCAAAAGAAACUAAACUACUCUUAACCGCCAAUAAAUUCGAAAAAAAUAUCCAAUUUAAACCAAAGACAGAAACCGUAUAAAAUAGAUUGAAAUGGCUUCGCUGGAUAACAAGUCUCCGCAGGAAAUCAGCGAUCUGCUGGACGAGUACGGGAUCAAACAUGGACCUGUGGUUGGAACUACCAAGAGUCUGUAUGUGAAGAAGCUGAAGGAAGCCAUGGCCAAGGGGAAGAAAGCUAAACCAUCAUCUGAUAAAACCUAUUACAGAGAGGAGGAGGAGGAAGUCACUUAUGUUUACAGGACACCAAGCAGAAAUGAGACCUCUGGAGACGGGGGGACUUACAUGAGAUCCAGACGAGACUGGGCUGAGGGGGAAUAUGGACAUGACACUUCCUACUCGAGCUACUCAAGUUCAAGGCCUGAAUACAAAGGAAGGGAUUUGGUUGAUGAGCCCUACAUGUACGACACUCCGUCCACCUACAGCAGCAACUCGUACGCCAAACCGACGCCCAUGAAGUCGGAACCAGAGAAACCAAAGGCGCAGAAGUCGUCCCGCCUGAUCCCCCUGUGGCUCCAGUUCGUCUUCUUCCUGGCUCUGGCAGCCUUCCUUUACUUGGUCUUCUCCAACAUGGAGACAAACGAGGCCAUCAAAGGAAUAGUGUGAUUUUAGUGAAAUUGAUUUGAUGUCGAGGGAUGAGAUACUUUAUUUUACAUCUACAGUUGAUGGAUGUCUUUUGGGGAUUUUAGACUUUGCUGUCUUUGUGGUUGAUGCAAUAUUUGUGCUUUUUUUUUUUUUUAUGCUGAAAUUUGUUUGCACCUACCUGCUGCGGCUGUGGCUAACAAAAAAAGAAAAAAGCUUGCACCUUCUGGUCCUCCCUUUUAACGUCUUCUAAAACAACUUAAAUUUAAACUGAAGAGUAGAAAACUGCAUGUAGACCACAAGCGGCACCGUUUUAUUAUUCUUAAGCGAAAACUGACACCAAAGUGGGGGUGGGGGGGAAAUGUGAGCUAGACCCCCGUUAAACUUUGGAUUUAAAAGGAAUGUCUUGUUUUUUUUUGCAUGACUGUACAGGUAAGGGUAAAAUACAUUCUUGUUCACCAAGUUUCACUACAACACCUCUUUGAGUCAAACUGCAGAACAAACAAUUUUUGUCGAAUACAGGCGGCGGCUCUCUGUUGAUCCUAUAAUUGCUGGGUUGUAUGAUCCUUCAAAGCUCCUGCUGCUAUUUUGUUGAUCAUUUUGGUCUAAAGGUAGAGAGCAAAGUAAAGAAAUAUUUUUACCAAUCUUAUGGAUUCGGGGAAAGUAGGGUAAAUAUUGGGUUUUUAAAGUGUAGUUAUACGAUCUAAAUUGUCAUUUCAGCUCUCCCUUUUUCUUUUUUUUUUUUUAAAUAUUGGUUUUGUAAUAAAAAUCAGAAACUUACACCUGAAGUUCCCGGUUUAAUGUGUGCAUAUUUAAACGCUGCAGAGCAAAUAUUAUUGACGAUGACACACUUGUUUAUUGUACAUAAUUUUGAUUUAACUCAUUUUUCAGUGUGGCUGAAUUGAAUAAUGUUUGUCAAACAAGUACUGAUGCUUCCAUUUUGCUCACAGCCAUUUAUGCACAUUUUGGACAGACUUAAAUUCAAGUGCCUGUGCAUUACUAUCAAUUCUGAUAAAACUGUAAAUUGCAUUCAAUAAGUACAUGAAGAUUUUUCCAAAGUAAAAAUGUAAAAUUGCUCAAUACAAGCUGUAGUGCUACAAGUUUAUGCUUUGCUCAAAUGUGCAGCACUUUUGUACCACAUCAUCCAUCUAUCCAGAGUUUGUAAUUUGUUUUGUAAUUGGUUUUCAUAAUAUAAUAAAGAGCUUGCAGAUGUAA